UUGUUGACUGGGUUGUGUAAACUGUACAUAUUUGUAUUUUUAUGAUCCAAAAUAACUACAAAUAAUGGAUAUUAUACAAUUGGUAAGCUACUAAAAGUGUACUAAUGAUGUCUACUGCCAACAGUGGGAUUUAUCAGCUGGAAAAUCUACCAUUUUCGUCGAAACAGUUCCACGAUAGAUUUUCUCGUUUGGCUGGUCCCUUGAGCCUUUACGAUGCUGAAGACAACCCGGAGGUCGGAAAUGAAAAUCCAGACGUUGAAAGACCCUUAACUCCAGUAGAAGAAGCUAUAAAAGGACCUCCAACUACAUUCAGUGCUUUUGCUAAGCUGAUACGCCCACGUCUGACACCAAAAGACGUUAUUCCUGGACUGACUGUGAAUGAUCAACAAGAACUUAUAGGAGUUAUUAUGAAUGAAAUCAAUAAUAUCUGGGGAGAUAUGAAAAGAAUGCCACCUGAUCCUUUCCUGACAACCCACCAAAACAUGGAACUACAAAGACGUCUUGCCAUUGAAAUUGUCACCCUGGCUCAAGGAUUAUUUGUUAAAUUUCUGGACAAAGCACAACGGCUUAAUAGUCGUGGUGUGUUUAGUGGUAUUGCUAACAUGAGUCGUCUCAAGACACAGUUAGCAUUGGAAGCAAAUAAAAGCUUCAAUGUACUCAGUAUACGUAGGAAUCUAGCGAUGGACAUGAAAGCCCCAUCAGAUGGCAGUACCAUCUCAAGCAUAAAGCUAUCUCAAUUCAAAUUUACUGGUGGUGUAGGUCCAGUACCAAAGACAUACAAGCCUUUAGUAGUUCGACAAGAGGAAGAAAGGGCCAAACUCCGCCUAUCAAAGGAAGAAGCAUUACAGCGAAAAAUGGAAAAUGAAUUAAAUGAUCUUCAGAAGCAAAUGCCAAUUGUGGAUGCUGAAAACUAUUACAGGAUGAUCCCAUAUGAAGCUGUAGCAAAGAGAAAACCACCCUCUGUUGCAGGAACUAUGCAAAGUGGAAUUGAAAAGGACCUUGAAGUUUCUAAAAAUACAGAGGAUUAUUUCUUUCUGGAAAAGAAGUGUCCAUCCGCACCAUAUCUACCAGUAGGAGAGUCGUUACUGGAUGAACUUGGAAUCCUGAGAGAAGAUAUCAUAGCUGAAAAUGGUUUCGUUAGAUCUAACAGUGUGGACAAGCUUCAGGAAGCUCGUCCCUAUGAAGACCAAGUAGAAUCUGAAGAUGCAACAACCAAAGAACCAAUAAAAGGCUCCAGUCAGUAUGCAGCAUAUGACUUGAACAGACUUCUCACAUCUAGAGCUGGACCUCCAUUGUUUGAAGACUGCAAUGAUGAGAAAGAAAAUGGCAAUCUACCACCUCUCCUUCAGGCAUUGGCUUAUCACAGUAGUAAGAAAGCAAAGAAGAUAGAAGACCACUCCCUGAAGGAUAAUAAAGAAGAUGACAUGAGUAGUGAGACAGGAUCAGUGAUUGGUUCAUCCAAGGCAUCCUCUGUUGCUAUGGAUCCUAAUGUAAUAGAUGAUAGCAUAACAGAGUUUACCGGUGAAGAGCACCCUCAGCCAGCAGUAGUUUCUCUAAGACUACCAGACAAGUCAGUGGUCCGUACCUCAGACGUCCGGGUGUCUAACAGAGUGAACAAGUCAUCUGUGGCUCUGACCCGAUAUCCUACCGUCUACAAUGAUCUCACCUCAGAGAUCGAUGCUGUAACUGUAAAAUGGCUGGAUAGAAAUCUGUUCAUUGGUGAGGAGAUCAAAGAGGUGUACCAAGAGGUCAUCAGAACCAUGAACACAGAUCACUUACUCUUUGAUAAGGAUUCAUACGUGCAAAAUGCAGCUACCAACAUUGACAUGUCUUGUUGUACCUCGUCUUCUACUCUCCUCAAACCAAGGAGCGAGCGAAUCAUUAACGAAAACUUACGGGGAAACAACAAGCCACCUUGGGGGAAUGACGGUGCAGAUAACUGGAGAAACAGUCCAAAGUUUGGAGGCUUGGGAAGAGAAGAUAUCUUACAGGCCAAGAUAGGUAACCGAGAGGAGACUGGUAGCAAGUCCUAUAACUCCUGGUUGGCUUGGUGGAGAUCUACUAUAACCUAUGACGAUUAUCUUAAAUACAUCUCUACUCAGGAAAAUGAUUUUUUGUCGGUGAUAUUUCAUCUCUAUGACGCUGAUCGUGAUUUUGAUGAAGAGUUACUGGAAGAGAAUAGACCUGACACUGUACAGAUGCUCUUGAACAGGGAACGAGAAAAGAAAGUAACAGAACUCAAACACCAGAAGACAGAAUUUACAUCUGGUGUUUGGAAUGUUAAUGCAGUGCUUCUUGGUGGCCUUGGACAAGACCCUGAAGUUGAAGACGAAGAAUUACUCUCCAGCUUGGAAAAUAUCGUAGUAGAUCAGAGCUCUAGCUCUGAACGGCGUGGCUCGACACCAGUCUCCCAAGUCAGCAGCGUGUCCGCGGACAAGCGAUCAUUCAAGUCAUCUAAAGGAGACCCUUCGUCUAGAGCAUCUCGCGUUCUGGAUAGACGAUCCGUUGCAACUACUGUACAAACAAGAUCUGAAAUGAGUAAGGAGCAAGUGGUAGAUCUUCAGGAUAGACUAGAGCGGCUGUGGACGUUGUUAUGUAUGCCAGACGUACAGCGACUAGAUAUGGCCAUCAAAUACAGCAGCGAACCAUACAAAAAUAACCUAUUAAAUGCUCUCAGUGCUUGGGAAGUUGCUACAGAGGCAGUUUUACAACGAGAAAGCCUGUUGACGAAACUGGAAGACUUCGAGAGAAAAGCUUCAGAUCCGAAUCGCUUUUUUGAGAGAGGAGCAGGAAGGACUUCACUGUCAAGAAUACGAGAGGCGAAAAUACGAGACGCAUUUAACAAGAAAUUAGUUGACCUUGAUCGUGAAAUGAAGCGCACCGUAACUCUAGUGAAGAAACAGUUCAAAGAUGAUGUCACAUUCCAGGGUCGAUCAUGUCUUGAAAAGCUUCGCUAUGACCGAACAGAGAUGCUUUAUUGGCUUCAACAAGAGAGGAGACAAGAAGCCAUAAACAAAGAACUGGUCAGAGGGAAAGAAAUCCCCUUCAAUUCUCUUAGUCUGCCUCCCCUGUCAACUAAUAGUCUCCUAUAAUCUAAAAACUAAGUAUAUAUAUAUGACAUUCAAAUGUCUAUAUUAUUUGUCACACUUUGCCUGGGAGGGGUGGGUAAGUUCUAUUUUGGCUCCACUUUCUUUCGGGACUAUCCCAAAAAUUUUAAAUAUCAGGAAUGGUGAACGAUAUAAUCGAUUCUUGUCUGUAUAAAUAUUUUCUACGAUUUAAUUAAAUAAAAGUAAAAUUAUACAUCUUUUUACAAAUAUAAGUGAAAAGGUUUGGAAAA
Actinia tenebrosa (Australian red waratah sea anemone) is the source of this 3337-nucleotide messenger RNA. Its product is annotated as coiled-coil domain-containing protein 87. NCBI's taxonomy places the organism in Eukaryota, Metazoa, Cnidaria, Anthozoa, Actiniaria, Actiniidae. The record is from RefSeq and is a predicted model, not a curated record.